Messenger RNA from Guillardia theta CCMP2712, 2532 nucleotides. RefSeq lists its product as hypothetical. Gene Ontology annotation, biological process: signal transduction. The coding region runs from base 1 to 2532 and encodes 843 amino acids. The record is from RefSeq and is a predicted model, not a curated record. Lineage: Eukaryota; Cryptophyceae; Pyrenomonadales; Geminigeraceae. The transcript has a single exon.
AUGAGGUGUAUUACCUUUGGCAAGCCCUUGCCUGGAAACAUCGGAUUUGCGCAUCAUUGUAACAACAUCAUCAGAUGGUGCUCAAAUUUCAUAGCGAAGGGUGAUAAUAUCCAGGAGUGUUUCAAGGAGCAAGAAGGCAUAUCAGAAUUCUAUGAGGACACACAAUCAAUCAUAUACGAUAAUGACGAGGUCUUUGUUUGUCAAAGCAAUAGGGACUUGAUAGCACACGAUCCUGAAUAUUACUCGCGAUGCCAUAAGAAUCUUUACAGACGGAAGACACAACAACAAAUCCCAAAUCUUGAUGAGACAUCCGCAAGCCUUGCUAUCAGCCGAUUCUUCAGAAACCAUGUACUUAAGGGAUCUAUCCGAUUCCAAGUGUCAAGAGUGAACAGCACAAGGAUAAUAUCUGAGUGGAUGAACACCGCUCCAUUUGAAGAGGUGACAGCACGCUUGCGAGUGAAUUGGGUUAUAUUGCGCAUGAAGAAGAUGCUAGAAACAAUCAUAUACCUGACAACAAGAGCUAAGAUCAGAGCAAGGAUCCCUUCGGACACAAGAAAUGUUGAGAGACCAAAUGUGAGGGUAUUCUUAGCAGCGUUCAUGAUCAUUGCAAGGCCUGAGAGCUGUUUCGAGUGUAUUGGCAGGCUUGAGAGGACUGUUGAGGAUGCCGCCAAAAGACUUGUGAGCACCUUCAAAGAUAUCUGCUCAAGGGUUGAGGAUUCGAAAUCAAGGCCUGUUACUCUGUAUGAUUGGCAUUCAUGGAUAUGCUUUCUGAAACAGCUUGAUGAGUAUCUUGAUGCCUUCAAGGCAUGGAAGAUCCCCGAUGAAAACAAGCUUACGGAGCGCAUCAAGCAUGCUCUUCUUGCUGUCUAUCGUGCUGAAUCACACCUUCACCCUGAUAAUGAGGAGUAUGAUUCUAUGAAGGCCGAAUUUGAAUCACAGAAGGUUAAACUCAGAGCAAAGAUGCUCCAGAUGGCAGGGCCACAGGGAUUGGAGAGCUUCGAUGAAUCACUUGUUCUACAAGGAUUGAGCUCUAUUAAUGUUGAUACCCCUCCUUCAGUGCCAGCACCUGAAUCAUCCUCCAUGAAUGCGUCUGGAUUGUCUUCCCUCCCUGGCAGGAUGACAAAUGAACAGUUGGCACAUGAACUCCUUCUAGAUCCAACCUUCACGCUUGAUGUUGAGGGAGCGGGAUACAUUGAAAAUCCUGUGCUCGCAAAGGUGCGAGAGAGCUUCAAGGUGGCCUUUUGGGAUAGCCUUGUGGAUGACCUUAGAUUGAGCCCACCUUGUUACAUCAGAGUGCUAAGGGUCAUAGGAGAGGUUAGAGAUGGCAUGAUAGAUCUUACACCUGGCCGGAGCAAAGAACUAAAGGAGAAGAUUGACACAUUGUAUUGGCAGGAACAGAUCGAGUCCGGAACCAUUGAUUGGGAGUCAUGUAUAUCCUUGAUCAGGGGCAUGUUGGGAAUCGCAAUGGAGAUCCAGGAACCAUUCAGGAAGAAAGAGACACAGGACAGGUGGAAUGAACUUGAGCAGGAACUGAGAGCUAGCACCCCUCAAGACCAACCUAUGUCUUUCUGCAAGGCAUUGGAGUACGUGCUGUCACGCGUGAAUGUCAUGAGAGUGGACGCAGCAAACACAAGGUUGCGGAGCAUUGCUCAUGUAAUACAAAACCAUGGCAUAGAAUAUGAACAAGCGCACAUGAACAAGAAGCUGAAGGCGAACCCAACCUAUCUAAAGCGGACACCUGAAUGGAUUCAUGAGGUCAUACAGAAGGAGAUUGAGAGGGGAAGGACAGAUCUUGCGAGGCUUGUGCGAGGAGAGGCGAAGGCAUAUGUCGAUAUCCAUACUGCCUCUGUGUUGAGCCUCAUCACAGGGAAUGAGCCAGUUAAGACGAAGGACUGUCCCGAGACAUUGUUGCUGGACCUUAGCAGGUUGCACAAGUUCCAUGCUGACUUUCAUUUUGAUGUGCUGUCUGCGUGCAUGCUUGCGAUGGCAUCACAACGGAUGCUCAUGGCCAUGAAGAACGAUGUGAGAGUUCCAAGGUUCUUAGAGCACCUGAAGGCAGUAUUGAACAGAUUUGAGGCAUCACUUGUUGAGAAGAAGGAAUUUGUAAGGUCUGUUGUAUCAACCUUUGAAUCUGAGCUAUCUGUGGAUGAAAGAGAGCUUGUUGUGUGUUGCUUGCCUUCAUCAAGCAAGCCAAUGGCAUAUUCGAGCGAGAUGCUGGAGAGGCUCAUCGAGGUUCCUCAGAUGGUAUUAGAGAAGAGCUUCCUUCCUAUUGAGGAGCAGUGGUUGCGUUUGAUAUCUGAGAACGGGAUCAAGACUGAGAACGAGAUUCCACAAUCACCAUUUGUAAGGAAUGUAUAUGAGCGCAUAUUAAGAAACACAAAGAAGAUGAGGAACAUGGUCAGUUUGAAUCGAAAGGUACACUUCGACAAAUACAAUAAUAUGAUAGCAUCAUACAGCCAACAACUCUGCCGAUCACAAAAGGAUGCUGACAAGGAACCACAAGAGGACUCUUCGAAGAAGCCUAGAGUAUGA